Pogonomyrmex barbatus (red harvester ant) is the source of this 1081-nucleotide messenger RNA. It is a transcript of the gene neo, whose product is annotated as ZP and PAN domain-containing protein neyo. Lineage: Eukaryota; Metazoa; Arthropoda; Insecta; Hymenoptera; Formicidae. Gene Ontology annotation, biological process: anatomical structure morphogenesis. The record is from RefSeq and is a predicted model, not a curated record.
CGUCCCGUCGCACUAAUAAUUCGUGAGUACAUUGCGGUGAUGUUGAGCAUUCCACCUGCCAACAGCAACCGGGUACAUUCCCCCACCUGGUGGUACCAGCAGGAAAAGUGGCCGCACGCCUUGCAAUCCCAGCAUUUCUGUGUUGGUUGUGGCCGUGAACGGGGCUCAAGUCCAAGGACACGCGGGAGCGAGAGAGACCGCUUCUUCGAGUGCCUGAGGAGAGAGACUUCCCUGCGUGCGAGGCCCGCCGCGUUCUACCGCAGAUUUUACCCUGGUUUUCUACCGGCGCGGCUCGCCACCGCAACCGUCCAGGAUCUAACAGCAUCAGCGAGGGUCGAACGUUACAGUACAACAGCGGUAAGUGAUGCAUAAGUAUUUUAAUACCAAAUAAUGUCUAACUUUUCGCACAAGGAAGGCGAGACUUUCCGCGGCGCGUAAUGGCGCGACGGCGGGUUAAUGAGAAUCGCUCUAUGUGCAGAUAAGGUAACAUUACUUGAGUUCAACCGAGAAAGUUUACGACUGUUCUUUGUAAUCCCAGGGUUUUACCCGAUCCCAGAUAUUUGGAAAUUUAUCGGUACGCCUAAUGAUCAUCUCUCAUCGCAAUAAAGACGAGCUCGCGAUCGCAAGAUUCUCGAGCGGAUAACACUCGGGAGAUUUUACCUUUCCAAUUAGCAUUUCCAUCGCGUUAUUGAGAAAGUCAAUGAAAAGGUAUAUGCCCGUUAGCGUGUGUGAAAACGUACAAACGGUUUAAGUUUGUGAAUGAUCAAAAGGAAUUUUAGUCACUCGAACCGACAGUACUUGCUGAAAUCGCCGUAAAAGAAGAGAAAACCGUAGAACUCCUAUAUUCUUCUUGCGAUAAAAUGCUCCAACACCUUGCUGCACAAUUCCUUUCCGUCGACUGAAUCUGUCACUAGCUAUUUUCUCGUCCGAUGGCUUGCUAUUUCUCCUGUGCAUUGACUGUCGCUAGGACGCCGCAUAUUCCACGUUAAAUUAAUUCCAUUACGUGUCUCUAAUCGUAAUUUCGAAGAAAGAUUUGACUAAUAAUAAUAAGCCAAACUCGGGUUUAACGGUCUCGCAGGAA